GAUGCAUACCGAACUGAUCUCAAUAUUUCAUUUAAGUUACAUGCGUGUUUGCUUGUGACUUACGAAGAGACAUCAUGCUGUACCUGCCUAAAUAACGUUUUCGGUAAUGCUGCUAUAUUACAGCUGUAAUAUAAAUAAGUUAUGUCUAGUGAUGUGAUAUGUCUGCGCGUUCAUGAUAAAGUACUCGCCCUUUGUAAAUGUAUUUCGGUGAGUUACAUUUAUGCUUGCUUCAAGUUACACUCUUCUCGUAUUGCUGACUCGAAGGAUUUCUUUUAAAAAAAUUCGUCAUCAAUUGUCAUGUGCCAGGUGCCUAGAAAGCAGCUGGCAAGAUGGGCAAGUUGUUGUCAAAGAUCUUUGGCAACAAGGAGAUGCGAAUCCUUAUGCUAGGAUUGGAUGCUGCUGGGAAAACUACGAUACUAUAUAAACUUAAACUAGGACAGUCUGUAACAACUAUACCAACUGUAGGAUUCAAUGUAGAGACAGUUACCUAUAAAAAUGUUAAGUUCAAUGUUUGGGAUGUUGGUGGACAAGAUAAAAUACGUCCACUUUGGCGUCAUUAUUAUACUGGAACACAAGGACUUAUUUUCGUAGUAGAUUGUGCUGACAGAGAUCGAAUAGAUGAAGCCCGUCAGGAGCUUCAUCGAAUUAUAAAUGAUAGAGAAAUGCGAGAUGCUAUUAUUUUAAUCUUUGCAAAUAAACAAGAUCUUCCAGAUGCAAUGAAACCACAUGAAAUACAAGAAAAACUGGGUUUAACUAGGAUACGAGAUAGAAAUUGGUAUGUGCAGCCAUCAUGUGCCACAACUGGAGAUGGGCUUUAUGAAGGCCUUACAUGGUUGACCAGUAAUCAUAAAUUAUGAGCAAAUAUUUAUUUUUCAUCAGUUAGCCACAUACCAAGAAUGGGCCAUUCAGAAUGCAGGGCUCGAUAUAAAACGCUUUGGAGUAAGGAAGAAAUUGGUUACUUCAAUACAAUUAUCAGCGUUUCUUAACGUUUACACUCCAUGGAUCGUGUUCUUUUUUUCAUAAAAAUUAAAAGGAUAAUAUAUAAAGGCCAUAUUUCAUACAUAAUUUAACUCCGUAGACGAAAGAAUAGAUAAAUUUAGAGAGCAGAACUGUCUUUUAAUCUUAAACAAAUUUUACUUAAAGUAGAUACGAUCCACAUAGAUAAAAAAAAUUGGGAAACGCUGACCCAUAAUACUAUUAGCCAGAGAAUUCUCAAUGCACCAUUAUUAACCAAUUUUAUAAUUACAUAGUCAUUAAAUAAAAAGGAACGAAACAUUUUUCAAUCAUAUUGGAAUAUUAUUUAUGGAAGAGUAUUUUUAGUUAUUUCUAUAUUUUGAAAAUGGUAGUAUAAAGCAGAUUAUAGAUAUUCAUACAAUGAACUAAUUAAUCGCUUUAUAUGAAUUUUCGAAUUGUUUAAUAGCUACAAACAAACACAUUCCUCAAAACGAAGUUGAAUGUUAAAAUGCGAAUAGUAAUUAGAGGUGCAAUAGAAUUUUUUGGUUUUUAGUACAAAUAAAGGAUAUAAAAAUAUAUGAUAAACGUAAUGCUACAUUGAAUACUAUAUAGAUAAAUAAUAAUAAUUUUUACAAAAUUGGAAACCGAUGAAUCCAGCAAAAAUGUACUUGUAUAUUAUUAUUAUUAUUAUUUGUAUAAUAAAGACACCUUUAAAUUACAAAA
Bombus pyrosoma is the source of this 1677-nucleotide messenger RNA. It is a transcript of the gene Arf51F, whose product is annotated as ADP-ribosylation factor 6. Gene Ontology annotation, molecular function: GTP binding; GTPase activity. Gene Ontology annotation, biological process: vesicle-mediated transport; intracellular protein transport. NCBI's taxonomy places the organism in Eukaryota, Metazoa, Arthropoda, Insecta, Hymenoptera, Apidae. Bases 330 to 857 code for a protein of 175 amino acids. Gene Ontology annotation, cellular component: cytoplasm. The transcript is spliced from 6 exons. The record is from RefSeq and is a predicted model, not a curated record.